CGACGGCUGGCGUCGCGUCCCGGGCCCGGCGCAGGGCGGGUUUGUGUCUGGAGCCUGCUCCUCUGCCGGAGCGGAGAAGCUGUUUCUCUGACCCAAAGUCUCAUUGGGUGUCGCACUACGAGAAGGGGCGGCGCUGCCCUGGCAGACGGAGAAGGAAAUAAAAGUGAAAGCCUAGCGCUUACUCCGAACAAUUCACGGUGGGCCCAUCCCGCACGGAACGCUGAGCCGAGUGACGGCAGGCAGGCAGCCAGGAAGCUGGUGACCUAGGAUCCGGAGGAGUGGGAGGAACUGGCCGUGGCCAGCCUGGGCCCUUUCGGCUGUUUUCAGAAGGACGCUCAGAUUGCCUGGUGCUCUCUUCUCUGAUUGACUUAGCAAAUAGAAGACCACUCCGUCCGAGGUCACAGAGCCGACAAAUAAGUAAAAGCAGAGGGUGACGGAAGGAAUAGUCGACUUUUCAGAUCAACCCUAAGCCCAAGAUUGUGAUCACUACACCUACCACGGAAGCGAAAACCCUACUCUUUGUGCUCUUUAUUUUACUUAAUGGAGUUUCCAGGUCCAAGCAAAGAGAAUGGAAGUAAAAACAGUUUUUGUUUUUCUGAGUAGUUCAGGAGCCUAAUUCGGAGUAAGAUGUGCCCCAUCGAUCCUUGAAACCCUGUUAUGGGUUUCAGUGAUGGCAAGCAAUUUGGCCAAGUCACACCUGCCCUAGACUCCAAAUCUCUCCAACCUAACUACAACACCAUCAUUGUUGACAUUGUUUCAGUAGUUGUGCUCUACCUUCCCGAACUCUGAGGGCCAGGUUCUGCUGGCUGGGAAACCUGGAAGAGAGAGGCAAGGGCCAUCGAGCUCCUCCACCUAGAUGUAAAAAUGCAUUAAUCAGAACUGCCUGGCAUCUUCCUGAGCAAGACUUUCAGUAGUACCCAGUAUGCUUCAUUUCAUCCAGAAGUUUCCUCAAGCAUCUUCAAAGAUGCUGAAGUAUCCUUUCCCAGUCCGACUAGGAGUCAGCAGAAUUGAAACACUUUCUCUCAAGACAUGUCACCAGCAGAAAUUUUCCCCUUUGUUUCCAAGGCCUUGGUUUUUCUCAUCAUUUCCAGUGUAUAUGAGGAAGACACAGUACUAUCAUACUUCCCCAUGCAGCUUUAAGAAGAAGAAGCAAGAAGUAGUUCCAGCCAAGCCACCACUCACCAUCACUUACCUGCUUGACAGCCCAAAGCCAGCAUUAUACAUAACUCUGGCAGGACUAAUCCCCUUUGUUGUUCCACCAGUGGUCAUGGUGAUGACAAAGACCUAUAUCCCCUUAUUAGCUUUCACUCAGAUGGCUUAUGGAGCCAGUUUCCUAUCUUUCUUGGGAGGGAUCAGAUGGGGUUUUGCUCUGCCAGAAGGUAGUGCAGCCAAACCAGACUUUCUCAAUUUAGCUAAUAGUACAGCUCCUGUUGUGUUCUCAUGGUUUGCCUUCCUUAUUUCUGAAAGACUCAGUGAAGCUAUAGUCACAGUAAUAAUAGGUUUGGGGAUAGCAUUACACAUUGAACUUUUUCUCUUGCCACAUUAUCCCAAUUGGUUCAAGGCCCUUAAGAUAGUAGUCACUUUAGUGGCCUUGUUUUCAUUUAUAAUCACUUUACUAGUUAAAGAAAUUUAUCCAGAGAAAGGACCCAAGAGACCUGGUCAAAUAGAAUAAAUAAAAAACUACUCUGUAGAUGACGUUAGCAUGUUGGCUAUAAGCCUUGGAAUGUUUUGUUUUAGCAUCACCUUUUUCCUCCUCCUGUUUAGCUUUUUUUCUCCAUCAAUGGUUAUUUAUCCUUAACAGAUUAUUUUCAUUUCUAGAAAUCUUUAUUGUCAAAUAUUUACUUGAUUGAUAACAGCUUGAAAAUCCCUAACAAGUCAUUUUCACUUAACAGUUUUUGGUCUUUAUGAAUAUAUAUUUUAAUGUUUUACUUUUUUAAAAGAAUAUAAAAUAAUAAAAAUGAAAAUCCCUUUUGUUGA
Molecule: messenger RNA, 1977 nt
Organism: Canis lupus familiaris (dog)
Lineage: Eukaryota; Metazoa; Chordata; Mammalia; Carnivora; Canidae
Gene: TMEM69
Product: transmembrane protein 69
Exons: 3
Coding region: 923-1672 (249 amino acids)
Source: RefSeq, a predicted model, not a curated record